Uranotaenia lowii is the source of this 1536-nucleotide messenger RNA. RefSeq names its product F-box/WD repeat-containing protein 4. The transcript is spliced from 3 exons. Lineage: Eukaryota; Metazoa; Arthropoda; Insecta; Diptera; Culicidae. Gene Ontology annotation, cellular component: SCF ubiquitin ligase complex. The record is from RefSeq and is a predicted model, not a curated record. Gene Ontology annotation, molecular function: protein binding. Gene Ontology annotation, biological process: SCF-dependent proteasomal ubiquitin-dependent protein catabolic process. Bases 184 to 1419 code for a protein of 411 amino acids.
AACAAAACUAGCAGGCUGUGCGUGCAUGCGGGGGUGUAUCGUUUUGUUCUCCUUAUCAUUUGCGACGCACGUUUUUCUUUGGUUUUGUCCGACGAUUGCAAAAAAACCUUUUAAACAAAGCUGUUAAAAUUAUUGUUAAAUGUUUGUUUCCGCCUUAUUCGCUGAUAAAUCUGCUUAGAAUCGAUGGCAGCUAAAGGAACCCAAUCACCCUUAACAAUAUGCGAUUUAAACGAUGACGUCCUGGCCUGCAUAUUUGGCUACCUCCCUCUGGAUGAUCUCGAUAACCUGCAUCGAACUUGUCACCGUUUUAGGACAGUCGUUCGAUGCUACGUUUACUCUCGGUUGAGUGCGGAUUUACUUCGGACCGGACAUCGGCACCGACCGGAAGCACGCCGAGAUCUGUUCAACUUUGACUACCGUAAACGUAUCAGCUUGGAAGCGAACUGGCGCCAAGGGCGUUAUUCGGAAAAAUACUUUUUCUACCAUCGGUUGCUUUACUUUCCGCAAAUAAUCCUCGAAAGACGGUGGCUGUACGUUACCGAUCAGGGUCAGUUUCGAGCCCAUCAGCGGACACCGAAUGGACGUAUGUUGCUAGAUCGACCAACAUGGACGAUCUGUUCGGAGAAAGAACCGGAUAUCAAUUGGGUAGUCAAGAAAAAGGCGCGACUGUUCGGGGGUCGAUCUGAUGGGACUUGUUUUUUGUAUGAUUUCAAUACCCGACAAUACCGAAGCGAGCAACUGGCUGAUGACUUUAUUACGGCCGUUGAUUUUGAGGGACAACAUUUUGUGUACUCUACCAAAACGAGAAGCACCGGAUUUUUUACGGAAAGGGAUUAUGAAGAUUGGAGGCUGGAACCAAAACGGAUCGUCGGAGAAGCUUAUCAAACAAUUAAGUUAUGUCCCGAUGGGGGUGCGCGAUUGGCUGCUGGGAAAUACCACGACCCAGAUAAAAGUGCUUUAAGAUUGAUUGAUGUGGAAAGCGGGAGCACCACACAAAUGGAAUCUCCCAGUCGGGCGGUGUAUCAACUGACCUGGAAAGAUUCAAACACCAUAUUGACGGGUAAUUUUGAUACAACUUUUCGAGUCGUCGAUACCCGGACAAACAAAGACGAAGCGGUUUGGGUGGAUCCGUAUGACGCUUCCGUAUACUGCUUGGAUUACGAUGGCGCCAAUGCAGUACUCUGUGGGAUGAAAUAUAACUUCCGGGUUAAUUUGUACGAUCUGCGGGUCCCGAAACGAUGCGUGCAGAUGUAUUUCUCUUCGAAAAAUGUUUCCCACUAUUCGCCCGUUUACAGUUUAGCGUCCGAUUGUAGCCAGCUGUUCGUAGUGACCGAUCACGAUUUGAGAAUUCUCAACUUUGACGCAGAUUCUUCUCAAGCUAAGGAUUACACUUCAGACCUGAAUACAUGGCUUUAUUGAAGGAAUAAAUUAGGAUAAAAGCGAAGGCCUUCGAUGGAUUCGUCACGACAAAGUUUUCCUAGCGCUUCGGCUGUUAGAAGUCGCUCGUUUGCCAACAAUAGAGAAAUUCCUACCACC